Myotis lucifugus (little brown bat) is the source of this 2053-nucleotide messenger RNA. It is a transcript of the gene TPST2, whose product is annotated as tyrosylprotein sulfotransferase 2. The coding region runs from base 185 to 1318 and encodes 377 amino acids. Gene Ontology annotation, biological process: peptidyl-tyrosine sulfation. The transcript has 6 exons. Gene Ontology annotation, cellular component: Golgi apparatus. Gene Ontology annotation, molecular function: protein-tyrosine sulfotransferase activity. The record is from RefSeq and is a predicted model, not a curated record. NCBI's taxonomy places the organism in Eukaryota, Metazoa, Chordata, Mammalia, Chiroptera, Vespertilionidae.
CCUCUGCCAGGAACACUCUUCUCUCUUCCCUGCCUGGCUGUGCAGACUCCGCCGAGGGCUGCCUCCUCCUGCAGGAAGCCUGCCCUCACCUGCUCAGUAAAACCCAUCACCCCCUCCCAGAUGUGAGCCCAGCAGGCCUCUGGCGGACCUACCACUGAAGCAGGCCCCGCACCCCAGGCCCAGCAUGCGCCUGUCGGUGCGGAGGGCGCUGCUGGCGGCCGGCUGCGCCCUGGGCCUGCUCCUGGCCUUCCAGCUGGGGCAGCAGGUGCUGGAGUGCCGGGCGGUGCUGAAGGGCCCGCAGAGCCGCUGGCCCGCCAUGCGGCCGGAGCACGAGGACCUGGUGAUGGUGGGCACGGACCACGUGGAGUACCGCUACGGCAAGGCCAUGCCGCUCAUCUUCGUGGGCGGCGUGCCCCGCAGCGGCACCACGCUGAUGCGCGCCAUGCUGGACGCCCACCCCGAGGUGCGCUGCGGCGAGGAGACCCGCAUCAUCCCCCGCGUGCUGGCCAUGCGCCAGGCCUGGUCCAAGUCGAGCCGGGAGAAGCAGCGGCUGGACGAGGCGGGCGUGACGGACGAGGUCCUGGACGCCGCCAUGCAGGCCUUCAUCCUGGAGGUGAUCGCCAAGCACGGCGAGCCGGCCCGCGUGCUCUGCAACAAGGACCCCUUCACCCUCAAGUCCUCCGUCUACCUGUCGCGCCUCUUCCCCAACUCCAAGUUCCUGCUGAUGGUGCGCGACGGCCGCGCCUCCGUGCACUCCAUGAUCACGCGCAAGGUCACCAUCGCCGGCUUCGACCUCAGCAGCUACCGCGACUGCCUCACCAAGUGGAACAAGGCCAUCGAGGUGAUGUACGCGCAGUGCCUGGAGGUGGGCCGCGACAAGUGCCUGCCCGUGUACUACGAGCAGCUGGUGCUGCACCCCCGGCGCUCCCUCCAGCUCAUCCUGGACUUCCUGGGCAUCGCCUGGAGCGACUCCGUCCUGCACCACGAGGACCUCAUCGGCAAGCCCGGCGGCGUCUCCCUGUCCAAGAUCGAGCGAUCCACCGACCAGGUCAUCAAGCCCGUGAACCUGGAAGCCCUGUCCAAGUGGACCGGGCACAUUCCCGGGGACGUGGUGAGGGACAUGGCCCAGAUCGCCCCCAUGCUGGCUCGGCUCGGCUACGACCCCUACGCAAACCCCCCCAACUACGGCAACCCAGACCCCAUCGUCAUCAACAACACGCACCGGGUCUUGAGAGGGGACUAUAAAACACCAGCCAAUCUGAAAGGACAUUUUCAGGUGAACCCGAACAGCACCGCCUCCCACGUGGGAAGCUCGUGAUUUCCAGGAGACACCGCAGACCAGACCGGGUGCGCUAGCUCCUUCCUGGCUCGUGGUUGGCCUUGACUCAGUGCUGAUCCUUCCCUUGCCUCCCAGCAGUCGCUGCUGUUUGCUCUUCGUACAUGAGAAAGGGCGUCUGAGGUCGGGGUGCAGGUUGCGAUGCGGGGAGCCUCCCGUCUCCUGUGGGCGCUGCAGCCGCGCGUUCUGCCGUCACACCUGCUAACAGAACCGGCCUGGGCUCACGCGGCUCCCCUGCUUUCAGGUCUCGCAGUGGCUGUCGCCAGGAAGGGGAGAAGCUGCCUCCAGUGGAAAUCGGACUCUAAUCCAAGCAUAUUGCUUGCUAUUAACCGGCAAAGGGACUGCUGCCGAGGGGUGAUUUGCAUAUGUUUGCAAAGCCGGAUCUUUGGAAACUUUCCUUGAAACACGCUACCUUCGGACCCUCCGGGACGGAGGGCGGGAGUGCGGACACCGUCCAGCUUUGGAAACUUGGUUUUUAUAUUUUCCCGCGAGAACUUUUUCUAAGAAGUGGCCUUGCCGCCUCGCUCCUGUGCAGGGCGCCUGGGCGGCGCUGCUGGCUGGGACCAGGCCACCCCGUGCCUCUCCUAGGCCCUAUUUUUGAAUUCAAAGAAUCUAUUUAAAAAUUUAAUAUAUGAGGCUUUCUUUGAUUCCUCCCCAGCCCUUAAAUGGACACAGAAAAUAGAUCUAUUAUUUGAAUAAAGUGACCAGGGACUCGUU